UCUUUUUUUUUUCUUUUUUCUUUUAUACAUAUAUCCACUACAUACUUACCAUAUACAUAUAUAUAUAUUUAUAGUAUAUAUAUUUAUACCACACACACACACACACACAAUACAAUAUAAUAUAUAGAUACCCUAUUCACGUACAUACAUCUCACAUACAUACAUAUACAUAACCCCCUUUGUUUAUACAUAUUAUUUGUAACAUAUUACAUGUGUUUAUAUAACAUUUUUAUUGAGUGAGAAAGAGCAAAAAAAAGAAGCAAAAAAGGACCCCAACAAUUUUUUUAUUUGUAUUAAAUUAAAUGCAUGAACUGGCAAAAAAGGAGAAUACAACACGCACGGACCUAGAUGAAGAACAGCAAAAGAGAAUUGCAGCAAGAGCAGCAAAUGCAAUGGCACAAGUGCUUCAACGUAGAAAUCGAUCCCUUAUGAUGUGGGGCAAAAAGGCUGUCGUCAAACGUUAUCCUGACGGGGGACAGGAAAUUAUUGUUCCUCAGACACUGACACCCGAACAACAGCAUUAUGAAUUUCCGCCAAGAUCGAAACUGCUAAAGAAAUUGGCUGUCUCUGAAAGAUUACAACCGAACCAAGAAAGAAAGCAGACAUUACAUGAUCAAGAUGCCCUUCAAGAAUGGUUUGCCAAGAAGGAACCUACGGACAAGGAUCGUGCUGUGAUGGAUUGGAUGAGUGAUGUCGAAAGACACUCGAGACAGAUACAAAAAGUAGCAAAAGUGCAACAACAUGUCGUACGACCUUCACCCACACCUUCGAUUGGAAGUAACAAGAUUCAGUUCAAGAGUGAUGCAGGCAAACGAUGGGCAAGCAGUAUACAAAAUACAUCACUUCAACCACCCGAUGAUACGUGCAAGAAACAUUAUGUGCCCAGACGUCUAUUACAAAAGAAGCAUGUUCCUCAAGAGCGUGCAGUGACUGAGACAGCGUCACGUAUUCAAUCCAUGUGGAAAGAAUAUCAGAAUAAGCAUCCUCAACAUUAUAUAGAAUCAAAGAUUGGAAUGACAGCCAUGGCGAGUACGGGUGAACGUACACCGAUGGCAGGCAUGGUGCAGCUCGUUCACAUGCUGCAUGAGUCACUAAAGAUACAGCAACAACGAUCGGCUGAUAGACUUGAGAAAUUAGAAAGUUUACUCAAAGAAGAGAAAAAGAAGAGAGAAUUAGCAGAAGCAUCCGUGAAACGAUUAGAAAAGAGAUCAACUCGAUUAUUAAGAAAAUAAUUUGUGUAUAAAUUGUAAAAUAAAAUACCCCCC
Molecule: messenger RNA, 1265 nt
Organism: Rhizopus microsporus ATCC 52813
Lineage: Eukaryota; Fungi; Mucoromycota; Mucoromycetes; Mucorales; Rhizopodaceae
Exons: 2
Coding region: 303-1232 (309 amino acids)
Source: RefSeq, a predicted model, not a curated record